AUGGCUAACCAAAUCAUUGACACAACUGAAACAACAAGCAUCUCAUCUGAUGACGAAUUUGAAAAAGGAAUUCUUUAUUCGUCACCUGAAUAUAAAGACGAAGACUAUUGUAUGAUCGAAAAUGAUUGGUCUUCAUCUGAUGAUGAUAGUGAUAAUGAUACAGAUGACAAAGAAAUAACUUAUCAUCAUAAAGAAACGUCAGAUGAGAAGAAGAUUCAUUGGAAUGAUGGCCCUUAUCUCACUCAUGAUGUAUAUAAACAAUAUAUGACCCGAUUCGAACGUCGACAAGCAUGUUACUUCCAAGAGCAACUCCAAGAAGUUCGACAACAAUUAAGAAAUGAUAAUCUUAUUUUACGACCCAUUUAUAAAGAUAUAGGAUAUCAUAUGGAACCUGUUAACACUUUUCAUCACAAAGUCAAUCAAUUCAUAAAACAAACAAAGAGCUAUUCAUUCGUUUUUACACUCAGUCGUUCAUAUCCAACUGCUAGCCAAAAUCAUUUAGCUAAAAUGGUUGAACGAAUUGAAACAAAAUUGAACAAUUUAUUAAGUUCUAAAUCUAUUAAUGAAACACAAUAUAUGGCUAUGAAGAUUGAUCGAUCUACAGUACGAAUGAAUUAUUUAUACUUCGUAUCAAACACACAUAAAGAAGGAAUUCCUGUUCAACCAAUCCUAGUAUGUAAUGAUGGACCGACGAACGGUAUUAGUCGUUAUCUUGGUCGUCUUCUUGGAUUACUUUUGAAUAAUGCAACUCAUUGUAAAAAAUUUCACAAAGCUUAUAAUGUUAUCCAUGCAAUGAACUUCUAUGAAAAAAGUGGGCAACUUCGACCAACCACUUUAUUGGUUUCAUUUAAUAUCGAUGAUUUAUGUUUAAAAUUUUUACAUGAACAAGUUAUCAAUGCUUUAGAAAAUUUUCUAAAUUUCUACAUCUCUGCCGAUCAUUCUAUUCAAGGUAUGAAAAUUAGUACCAUUCUUGAACUUGUUCGUCUCGUACUCGAUGAACAAUACUUUAUUUAUAAUUAUAAAUUAUAUCGACAAACGGCUGGCUGUGCUUCUGGCUCAUCAUUAACAAUUCCAUUAGCCUAUAUUUAUUUAUAUUAUUGGCAACGAGAUUUAUUAGAAGAUCUUAUAAAUAAGAAUGAACUCUUUAUCAGAUAUCAAGAUGAAGCAUUUAUUACAUGGAAUAGAUCGGAAGAUGAACUUCGUACCAUACUUGCAACAGCUAAUUCACUAUUUCCACAAUCCAUGUGGAAUACAACUAAUAUUGGAUCAACGAAUCAUUUUCGUGAUCUCCACAUCACCAACCAUAAUGGAGUUUUUCAAACAUCUGUUUACCAUGCACAAAUGUACAACGAAAAACUAUUAAUGACAUCAUUUCCAGAUAUUAUACAACCUCCAAUAAAACAAAAUACAUGGAAAUGGUUACGUGCUGCAAUCAUGAAAGCUACACGAUAUUGCUCAACUCCAGAUACUUUCCACCACGAAAUGCUUGAAAUCAAAUGGGAAGCUCAAUUUUAUAAAAUACCUACCACAGUCUACAGUGAAGCUUAUAACGAAAUUUUAGAAGAUUUCGAAACAUCAUCAUCAAACAAUCAUGUUCAACAUACUCUAAUUACAAUGUGCAAUCAAGUCGUUAAAACACUCCAUACUUUAUUUCUUCGUAAAGCAAUUACAACUGAACAAUAUGAAAAAAUGAUGUACUACAAUCAAACCACAAUCUGUAGUGUAAAUCAUCUGUAUUUUAUACCAGAAAUACGUCAUAAACAAAUCUCAAUCCAACCAAGGAUCACUUGUUACAAAGAAGAACCUAUCCAUGCAAUUGCAUCUUUCGUUCAUCGUCGUCUUCAACCUUUCAUCAAUCAUAUGAUUCAUACGACGUUUACAAUUGUCAAAGGAGAUGAUGUCAUUGAAGCUUUGGAGCGAUAUGCUCAAAAAGGUUCUCUUCGAUCAACUACACUUUUCGUUAAAAUCGAUACUCAUGAUCUUUGCAAUACGUUAUCUCAUCAUGUACUUAUUACAGCCUUAGAAAAGUUUUUAGGUAUCUUUGUACAAAGUGAAUAUAUCAAAGGAACAUCAAGAGCAACAAUGAUUCAACUUGUUCAACUUAUUCUUGAAAAUCAAUUUUGUAUCUAUGACAACAAAUUAUAUCGACAGACUGCUGGUGGUUCAAUUGGUUCACCAUUGAUCAAAGGAUUAAUCGAUAUAUAUCUAUAUCAUUUACAACAUGAUUUAUGUUCGAAAUUAUUCAAUAAAAGAGAAGUCGUUGGAAGAUAUUUGAAUCAAAUAUUCUUCACUUGGAAUAGAUCAAAAGAUGAACUACAAACGUUACUGAAUCGAAUCAAUAGAACUGAUCCCAACUAUGUUCAUACACAAAUGACAAUCUUCAUUAGUAACAAAUUAGAAUAUCUUAGUGCUGAAAUUAGUCAUCAUGAAGGUAGACUACAGACAAGAGUCUAUCAUGAUUGUAAUCUUGAACCAUAUGCAUUACCUUAUCUGGUGGAAACAAAAAUAAAUUCGCAAGAUCAUGAAUUAUUAUUACGUGCUGCUCUCAUUCGUGCUCUUUUCUAUUGUUCGAAUGUCGAUGAAUUUGAGAAUGAACGUUUGCAUAUUGAAGUAUCUUUUAUUCUCAAUGAUAUAUCAAUGAAUUUUAUUCGAAACGGUGUUCACAAGUUUCUUUACGAAUUUGACCUAUUCAUGGUAGAUGAUACCUGCAUUAAUGAUGCUACGUAUCAAAAUCAUCGACGACAGUUUCAAGAAUUUCUCCGAGAAAUGAACAAAUAUACUGUAAAAGCACGAGAAAAACUGCGACAACGACUUCGACAACAAAGACAACGCCGACAACAACAAAAACGACGAGAGCAACAACGGCACAGACAACAGCAACGUCGACGAGGGCAACAAUUCUAUGAAAUGAAUGCAAACAAACAGGAAGACAAAGAAAAAGACGAAAACCCACGAGUAUUAUCAUCCGUUAUUGAGCAACAUAUAGAAAAUGACAAAAAUUGUCAUGCAAAAUUAAAUCAACUUCAAUAUCCAACAAUGAUAAUGACAGCCAUGGUACAAAAAAAUAGAGAAAAAGUUCGAUGUGACUAUUGGAAUAUGUCAGAUACUGAAUUUAGUGAACGAUUAUUCAACAUUACUAAAAAUGAUCAACAUCGUCAAACUAAAAUCAAACGAUGGCUAGAAAGAGAUGUAUUAUUAUUACAAUUUAUACGAGAACAUGCUUGUUUACUAGCUGAUUUUUAUAUAUUAAAAAUGGAACUAGAUCUAUAUGACAUGUAUGUGAAUAUGACACAAUCGGAAUUUUUUUGGGUAUCACAAAUGUCUCCAAGCAUGAUUCAAGCGAGAACUAUAGAUGAACAAUUUCUUGAAACGCAUACCGAUGCCAAACAGCAUUUAGAGAUCAUUGAAAAACAAUUUAGUCAAGUCAAGAAGAAUGUUAUUAACUAUGUACAGCGUAAAGAACAACAACAUCAAAUGUCAACAUUAUCAAUCACUGAUAUGAAUCUAUUAAAGGCAUUUAUUAUUACAUUCAUACGACAAGAUCAAAAAUGUUUACACGCUGAUUCAGAACAAAAAAAAACUUCAUUAUUACUAAAUGCGAAUGAUGUUCGCUCAGUAAAAGAAUUCUAUGAUUUACAACCAACUUCACUACAGAUUAGGUUAGCAUGCAAUAUUUGGCGAGCAACUAUUCAGCAGGAACGAGCAAAGAAAAUCAAGAAUUCUUCUAAAUCAUGUACGACUAAUAAUGAAGAAGAUAAUCUUCGUUGUCCACUACAAUCGAAUAACAACAAUGCCACAACUGUUAAUAUAUUCUCACAAUCUUCGAUUGGCUGCAACAAUUUAAAAAAUCCAUUACAAUUAAUUUUAGAAGAAAUGUACAAACCAGCCAAAGAAUGGCCUCGAAUAACACCAGAUACUACGAUAAGAGAUAGUGCUGAUAUUAUCGAAAAUAGCAAGAAAACUUUUCUUAGUCUCAAUCAACAACAAGAACAAAACUCUUUAUCCAUGGCCCAUACAGACUCAAAUCUUAAUUAUUUAUUAAUGAAUAUUAUUGAAAAUCGUCAACGAACAUUAACACAACGUAUACAAUUCACUCGUGACUUUGACAAGAUAUCUUUUAAUGUUCAUCAUAAUGAUUUCAAUAACAUGAAUGAAACCAACAAAGUUUAUGAUAAGGAAAAUCAUGAUGAUAAUGAUAAUGAAGAUAUUGAAUAUAAGAACAAUAGUGACAUGCUCAAGGAUGACGGCGACUAUGAUGCUGACAAUCUACAGUUCUAUUGUUUAUAG
Messenger RNA from Rotaria sp. Silwood2, 4287 nucleotides. The record is from the annotation of a GenBank genome assembly. Lineage: Eukaryota; Metazoa; Rotifera; Eurotatoria; Philodinida; Philodinidae.